This is a messenger RNA of Stegastes partitus (bicolor damselfish), 2722 nucleotides long. It is a transcript of the gene mpped2a, whose product is annotated as metallophosphoesterase domain containing 2a. The transcript has 5 exons. Gene Ontology annotation, molecular function: hydrolase activity. The record is from RefSeq and is a predicted model, not a curated record. The annotation marks the transcript as partial. NCBI's taxonomy places the organism in Eukaryota, Metazoa, Chordata, Actinopteri, Pomacentridae.
GGUGGACCCGAUUCCCUACGACACUCCCAAACCAGCAGGACACACCCGGUUCGUGUGCGUUUCGGACACGCACUCGCGUACAGAUGGCGUCCAGAUGCCCUACGGCGACGUGCUGCUGCACAUGGGCGACUUCACCGAGCUGGGGCUGCCCUCCGAGGUUAAGAAGUUCAACGACUGGCUAGGUGGCCUCCCGUACGAGUUUAAGGUGGUGAUCGCCGGGAACCACGAGCUGACCUUCGAUAAGGACUUUAUGGCCGAGCUGGUCAAGCAGGAUUACUACCGAUUCCCGUCGGUCUCCAAACUCAAACCAGAGGACUUUGACAAUGUCCAGUCGCUGCUCACAAACUGUGUGUACCUGCAGGACUCGGACGUCACCAUAAAGGGAUUUCGGAUAUACGGGACGCCAUGGACUCCGUGGUUUAACGGCUGGGGGUUCAACCUGCCUCGGGGUCAGUCUCUGCUGGAUAAAUGGAACCUCGUCCCCGAAGGCAUCGACAUCCUGAUGACCCACGGACCGCCGCUCGGGUUCCGAGACUGGGUUCCCAAGGAGCUGCAGCGGGUCGGCUGUGUGGAGCUGCUCAACACGGUUCAGAAGAGGGUGCGACCCAAACUUCACGCCUUCGGAGGCAUACAUGAAGGGUACGGGAUCAUGACGGACGGCUACACGACGUUCAUCAACGCGUCGACCUGCACCGUCAGCUUCCAGCCCACCAACCCUCCCAUCGUGUUCGACCUGCCCAACCCCUCCAGCUCCUGAGACCAGAGGACCGGGGGGCUGGGAGGGUCGCGGGGAGGGGGGGCUGGAUAAACUACUUCUUUUUCUAUAAAUAAUGUCAAGUUGAAGAAAAAAAAAUAAAAAUAAAAAAUUCUAAGUGUUUCUUUGCAAAAAAAAAAACAAAAAAAAUGUUUUUUGGUCUUCUCCGAGCUGUCGUUGGGAAGACUUGAGGCUCGUCUCGUGUUCGCCGACCGCACGUCCUCCAUUCCUUUAACUCGACUAAAUGAGACGCCUCAUGGUGGUUGGUUUAAAGCAACGUCGGGUCAGUUUUAGGCAGGAAGGAGGACGCUGGAGUUAGUGACAUGAGACGAGCCUUUGGAGACGUCGGGUCGGGAAUUCGUGUGGGAGCAUUAAAGGAGAAUACCGGUGUUGUGUCUCUUGUUUUUUCUCUGAAGCUUGUGCCAACAAUCCUGCUUUUUCCUUUUGCGAUCACAGUCGGCAUAGCUGCAGAUAUCACAGCCUCUUCUGGUUUUUCACAACUGCAAAAGCAACCAAGCGAGAUGAUCCACGAAGGAACUUUUUAUUUUGUCAGCUCUGCUUCAUUUCAGACUCGUCUUAGCAACGGAAAGAAAUGGUUAAAAAAAAUAUAUAUUCCACUAGAACAUGAAGAGAGUCAUGAUUUCAGCUCGUAAGCUCACAAAACUUUGCAUCUUUUGUCAUGAUCUGAAAUGGAUUUUCUUCUUUUUGUUACCACAAAACACGUAAAUAUGUCAAGAUCUCAGAAAACAUUUUCGCUCUCCGGCCUUCCGCACUGCGCUGUCACGACAUCUGCAUCUUUGCUGGGUGUUUUUGUGACCUGACAGCCGUUAAUUUGGACAAAAAAGCAAAACCAGGCGUUAAAAGUCAACCGUUUGAGUGGAAUAUGAAGCUGUGGAUGUGGCUGACACCGGUAUUCUCCUUUUCAGAGGGAUUUUGUGGUUAAACAAUCUUGCUCUUGAUAAAUAUUGGUCAGAUCUGUAAGAUAAAUGAUGCUUUGUGAAUUUGUACAAUUUCUUUACGUUUGGUUCGGCCAGACAAUGGAUGCCAUCGUUUAUGUUGUGUCAUCUGAUAUUUUGUGAUUAGGUUCUUCUGUUUUCUUUUUCAUUUUGUUUUGUUUUUUUUUUUCUCGUCAGUUUCUCUUUUCCUUAUUGGCUGACAGGGACGCUGCCUUAAACUAGCUUUAAUGUUCUCAGCUAGAGCCCCACUCUCUGCGAGCUCAGAGAAAAGUCCUUAUUUAUUACCCAUCAUCCCCGCAAAACAACACCUGACCAACGCAGGGACGGAAAGCUAUCCAAUUACAGCCUGAAAAAUUCACUUUGUAUCAUCCCAUUAUGGAUUUCUGAUCUAAUUUGGAAAAUGUAUGUAUAAAAAAAAAGUAUAUAUAUUAUAUAUUCAUGUUGUAAAACAUCUGUACUAAAAGUUGUGUUUGACGGAAAAAAAACAAAAAAAAAAGAAAAUGAGGUGCAUUUUUUUUCUGUGUGCACCUGUAUGAUUGCCAUGUUUCUUUAAUGCUCCCAUCAGAAGUUUCUUUCAUGUUUUUCUAUGGACUCUCCCAGUAGGGUAGACGCUCAUUUCGGAUGAGAGAGGAAAGAAUUUGUCAGUCACAAUCCAACAGGUGCUGAUUGUUCCCAACAACACACCUGCCUAAACAUGGUUAAGUUGUCUUUUUAAAAGUGUAAAUCUGAUAGUAUUUGUGUUUUAUUGCUUUUUUUUUUUGUUUGUUUGUUUGUUUUUUUUCUAAUUUUGCACUGUGUGUAAAUGCAAUCUUGCUAGCACAAAAAAAAAUGUUGCCAAUAGUUGUCUCAACUCUGCCGCUGUAAAUGCUCUUUUCGUGCUCCGUUCCUCUCUCGCUCUCUUUCUCUGAUUGUAUCCCUCUUCAUGGAAAUGUUAGUUCUCUCUUUCAGUUCAUUGUGAUAUAUUUAGCUGCCUUUAUAUGCAAAUAAAAUUGCAAGAUUUUUACUUAUGAAA